Messenger RNA from Trichomycterus rosablanca, 1481 nucleotides. RefSeq names its product zinc finger protein 135-like. NCBI's taxonomy places the organism in Eukaryota, Metazoa, Chordata, Actinopteri, Siluriformes, Trichomycteridae. The transcript has 2 exons. Gene Ontology annotation, cellular component: nucleus. The record is from RefSeq and is a predicted model, not a curated record. The coding region runs from base 1 to 981 and encodes 326 amino acids. Gene Ontology annotation, biological process: regulation of transcription by RNA polymerase II. Gene Ontology annotation, molecular function: DNA-binding transcription factor activity, RNA polymerase II-specific; RNA polymerase II cis-regulatory region sequence-specific DNA binding.
AUGAAUUCUUUAAGCACAAUGGAGGAUGUGGAGUUUUUAAACUCACUUUUUACUGAGCGGUUGUUGGCGGUUGCAGGAGAAAUAUUUCAGGCAGUCAGAGAUCUUAUUAUUAAGUACCAGGAGCAAACAGAGUGCACCAAACAGGAAAAUAUUUACCUGAGGAAAAUGCUAACGGCUCAACACUUCCAUAAUGCACAAGAUCAAACCACUCAAGCAUUUUCUCAGGAGUUACCGAACAUCACCCAUGAAGCCCUGGAAAUAAAUUCCUCAGUUAUACAAGUGAAGGUGGAGGAUUCAACCAUGCAUCAGAACAUUGAACCACAGCAAUCAUUAAAUAAUCCAUCGGAAUGCACUUCUUCCUCUGCAGUGACUGCACCUUGUGAUUUUUCAGAACAGCCUACAAGUGAUGGGAUUAAUAACAACUGUUUAGAUAAUAAGCCAGCAAUGCUAAUAAAAUCUGAACCAUGUAAUUCCCAAAUCAUCUCUGAAAUCUCAUCCCCUGUGGUACAAGCUGCAAGUGGAACAACUGAGAAUCAUUUAAAAGAUUUACGAGAUAAUCACGACUCGAACCUUUCAUCCAAGUGCCAAAUGAUAAAUGAUUCAUUGCAAAGUCAGACUUCUGAAUCAGUCUGCUAUUGUGAAUAUUGCGGAAAGCCUUUCCAAAACCGCGCCCAGCUGAAAAAGCACUUGGUGGUCCAUGAAAAAGAGAAACCAAGACCUUACCGCUGUGACUUAUGUGAGAAGAGUUAUUCAUAUGCACAAGUGCUUGAGGUCCACCGGAGGACUCAUACAGGAGAGAGACCGUAUCAAUGUAGAUUUUGUGGUAGACGUUUUAAUCAAAAGGCUCACUGUAAGGACCAUGAAAGAAUUCACACGGGAGAAAAGCCUUUUAGCUGUUCAAUUUGUGGAAAACGUUUCAUACAGUCCAGUCAGGUCAGGAAACACAUCAUCCACAAUCAUCCCAGUGUGAAGUUAUCUUGAAUUAUCAGACAAAAAAGCCUGGAUGUACAUUCUUACAUUUUUAUGUAGCUUCUUUAGUCCUUUCUGUUUAAUGGUGUUCCAGAUAACAGAAAAAAUAAUAAAAAUGAUUAUUUAAGCACAAAUUACAUUUUUUGCUUCUAGAUUUAAUAGUCCUGUAAUGCCAUUAAAAAAUGAUUAAGAGAUGACUAGAUUAUGUGAAAACCAAAUUGACUAAAUUUUAUUUUAUGUUCUUCCUUUACUCUGUUACAUUAUAUAUUUUUUUUACUUUGUGCAUUGUCCUAAUGCACUAAUUUGAAAGGUAACACAUAUCUAGCUGGUGUACUGUAUGUUGUAAGUACUUUCAUUCAUUGCUGUUGGUGGAUUGUAGUGGCUCAGUGGUUAGGAUUCUACGCUGUUGACUGUAAGGUCGAGGGUUUAAGCCAAACCACUGCCAUGGAUAAGGGCCUUUUUUUUUGGAUUGUAUAAUGCCUUGACAUCUGAAUAAAUUGUCCUUUUUUCAA